Rhododendron vialii is the source of this 792-nucleotide messenger RNA. RefSeq lists its product as uncharacterized. Lineage: Eukaryota; Viridiplantae; Streptophyta; Magnoliopsida; Ericales; Ericaceae. The coding region runs from base 86 to 526 and encodes 146 amino acids. The record is from RefSeq and is a predicted model, not a curated record. The transcript has 2 exons.
AAAAUGGGGACGAUAUAUACAUACGAGACGCCCACAAAACAGAGAAGGCAGCCGAAGAAGCAAAAGCUCGGUCGCAGGCAGCAGAAUGGAGUCGCUGUUGAAGCAAGUCGUGGCGGUACUUUCUCUCUCUACAAUUCUACUGAUAAGCGGCGUGAGAGCUUGGACUGGUGAAAUCCAUGGCAGAGUCGUCUGUGACGUCUGUGGGGAUUCUUCUAUCGGCCCCGAAGAUCACGUCUUGGAAGGUGCCGAGGUGGCUGUUCUUUGCAUAACAACAUCUGGGGAAGUUCUUAAUUACCAGGCAUUCACAAACUCGAAGGGGAUGUACACAGUGGCAGAGACAAUGCCAGAAAGCGACCGGUGGGAUGCGUGCUUAGCUAGACCUAUCAGCAGCUUCCACGAACACUGCACUCAUCUUGGAGGCAGCAGUUCAGGUGUCAAGUUCACUUACAGUCGCCCAUCGGGUUAUUUCCACACUGUUAGACCUUUUGUCUAUCAGCCGACCAACGUUCCAACAUACUGUCUGUGAAUGGUAUGGAGUAGAGCUAUAUACCAUUACCAGUAUAUCUAAACCUGGUGUGGAGAUAAAAUGCAAAUCAGGUCAUAUGUAUUGUGAUUCAAAGGUUUGUUCCAAAUGCAUGUGUACAUAUUCUCAGUAUUUGGGAUGGUUACUAAGAACUUUAUCAGCCAUCUGUUGUCUCGGAUUGUUGGGACUCGGAAGAAACCGUAAACGAACCUGGAUGGUAUGGCAUCUUCUAUUUCUAUAGUUACUGAUAUACUAUUUCCUUAUCAAAA